Molecule: messenger RNA, 1219 nt
Organism: Trichogramma pretiosum
Lineage: Eukaryota; Metazoa; Arthropoda; Insecta; Hymenoptera; Trichogrammatidae
Product: enkurin
Exons: 3
Coding region: 259-1113 (284 amino acids)
Cellular component (GO): acrosomal vesicle
Molecular function (GO): calmodulin binding
Source: RefSeq, a predicted model, not a curated record
UCACCACGGUAUCGUGGAGUCGCGCAGGUAACGGCUAUGUAGGAUAGGCGCGCGAUCGAACAAACGCGACGUAUAUAAUCCGUCGUCGUCGUCGUCGGUUUGUAGCAACGCGCGAUAAUUCGAUCGGCGCCGCCCCGUCUCGACUCGCUGCCGAGUACUCGAACGGGGUUAUACCGCAGCAGCGCACAGGCUCCCAUUCGGACGUGUAAACAAUUAUCGAAAUUCGAGUCAAUCGGUAGAGCAAGAGAGCGAUUCGCGAUGGGCUGCAAGUGCGUCGACGAGUACGACAACGAGGACGUGCGCAAGCUGAUCGAGCGGCCCGAGAAGCCGGCCGUCAAGAGCCCCAGGUACCGAUCGAGACACACGAGCCGCACGAUCCGCGAGAUCGCCCGGUCCAAGAGCGCCCACAAGACCCUGGGCCAGCCGAGGGUGCCCCUGAAGCCGCCCAGCGCCUACCUGAGAAAGGGCGAGGGCCCGCGGCCGCGACGCUCCAAGUCCAGCCACAAGCAUUACCGGCCGCCGGACUACGCGCGCCAACUGCCCGACUGGAAGCCCGCCAAGAGGCCGGCCAGGUGCGCGCCCGGCGAUCUGCCGGAUCUGCCGAGAGAUCCGCGCGAGGGCCGACGCUCGGCGGGCCAGCUCCUCGACUUCUGCAAGAGGAACGUCGAGGGCGUCGUCGAGUAUCGCAACGCCAAGGUGCAGUCGAUCAAGUUCUGCGACACGCGACACGGCGACCGGCAGGAGCUACGACCCAGCGGCCUGCAGCUCACUUACGUCCACAAGAAGAAUUACGGCCGAGUGCCGCAGUUCGUGAAGACGUCGCGCGACGACCGCAAGAGAUCGGCCGCCGCCGCGGCGAGUCAGCGGGAUCGAUCCCAGGCGGGUUUGCCCACCGGCUGCGUCUACCUCACCGAGGACCAGAGGGCCAAAUUGCUCGAGAGCAUGAAAGUAAAGCGGGCUUCGCUGAUGAAAACGUUCCAGUGUCUGCCGUUCGUCAUCGACACCGCUCCGAAAAUCAAGAGAAAAGCCGCGCUCGAGGAUAAGCUCAAACAGGUCGAGAAAGACAUUGAACUGUUCGAGAGUCAUCCCUACAUCUUCGUUUACAAUGAAUAAAUCGUAACAAUUCCUGGAUCAAAUUUCAAUUAUUGCACUUCUUUUCGCGUAAAUUGCUCGUAAAAGUUAAUCUACGUAGAGGCCUUCGUUGCGUUAUUCUUUGCGC